AAAAAAAGGAAUUCAAAUCAUUUAUUAUCUCAUUCACUCCAUUGCCCUAAAGAUUUGUACUGUACCUCACCCCCACGCGCGAGUCCAGUCCGUGAUUCUCACUGUCGUCUUCUCUCUGGCUCCCAGCCUUAAAAACAAAUCGAAAUUUCUCCGUGUUCCUCCAUUUUCGAUUUUUCUGUUGAAAGUUCAAAUUUCAAAUCCCGAGGCCAUGAAAUCCUCCGCCAACGCCAAGCUCAUCCUCCUCCACCCCUCCAUCCACAAGCAGGGCCUCUCCACCCCCACCGCCGCCGCCGCCGCCCCCCGCCGCUGCCUCUUCUCUUUCCUCACCUUCUUCACUCUCGCCUUCACCCUCACCCUCAUCAACUCCACCUUCUCCUCCUCCUCCUCCUCCUCCUCCGCCGCUGCCCGCCGAACCUCCUCCGCCGCCUCCCCCCUCCCCAUCCCGAUUUCCGCCGCCCUCCUGCACUACGCCGCCGCCGACACUAACUCCACCAAGCCCCACAUGACCUCCGGCGAGCUCUCCUCCAUCGCCGCCGCCCUCGCCCCGUGCUCUCCGGCCUGUAAUUUCCUCAUCUUCGGCCUCAAUCACGAAUCCCUCCUCUGGCGCGCCCUCAACCACCGCGGCGCCACCGUCUUCCUCGACGAGAACGAGUUCCAGGUCUCCAAAUUCGAGCAAUCGAAUCCCGGCUCCGAGGCCUACGAUGUCCAAUACACGACCAAAGUCAGCCAGAUGAAGGAGCUUCUGGUUCAGGCUAAAUCGCAGGCCGAUAACGAGUGCCGGCCCGUCCAGAAUCUCCUCUUCUCCGAGUGCAAACUCGGAAUCAACGACUUGCCGAACCACAUUUACCAAGUCCCCUGGGAUGUGAUUCUGGUGGACGGGCCGCGUGGGUACAGCGCCGCGUCGCCGGGAAGAAUGUCGGCGAUCUUCACCGCCGGAGUUCUGGCCAGAAGCAAAUGUACUGGGAACCGGAAAACCAAAACGAAAACGAAAACCCACGUGUUCGUGCACGAGAUGGGGCGCGAGGCUGAGAGGAUUUACAGUGACGAAUUUCUCUGCGUUGAAAAUUUGGUGGAAUCGGUGGGUUCGUUGGGGCAUUUCGUGGUGGAGGCGAUGCAGGGAAAUGGGGCGAAAUUUUGUAAGAAUUCUUCUUCUGGUUCAUCGAUUUCCUCCUCUGUGUGAUGUAAUCAUCAGUGACUUUUUGAUGAUUAUUGUUGUUUGUGGGGUUUGGAUCGGGGUUUGUGAUUAUAUUUUGUAAAAUUUCCAUAGUUUUUAUUUGGCUUUGUUUUGGUUUUUGAUGUGAUAGAGUUUAAUGUUAUACUUUUAGACGAUGGCGAUCUAUGAAGUUUUAGGAGAUGAGAAGAGGGGAGAAAGCUUUUUUGGCUUUGAAAUCUCUUUUGAUGUAUCUGUUUGGUUUCCGAGAAAAAGCGAGAAAAUGUACAGAAAUUCAAACAAA
Momordica charantia (bitter melon) is the source of this 1454-nucleotide messenger RNA. Lineage: Eukaryota; Viridiplantae; Streptophyta; Magnoliopsida; Cucurbitales; Cucurbitaceae. The record is from RefSeq and is a predicted model, not a curated record.